Molecule: messenger RNA, 28554 nt
Organism: Podarcis lilfordi (Lilford's wall lizard)
Lineage: Eukaryota; Metazoa; Chordata; Lepidosauria; Squamata; Lacertidae
Source: the annotation of a GenBank genome assembly
AUGCUGAGCGCCAUCCUGCUUGCCUUGGUGCUUUCCAGGGCCGGGCUGGGCCUGGUGAGUGAGGUCAGGGGCCUGGUGGGGGUGGAUGAUGGAGGGAAGGGCAAGAGGGCUUCAGGAGGCAACAGCCUUCGAAGGGCCUUGGGCAACCGAGCUGUUUCUUAGGGGAGCAGGAUGAGAUGGAACUAAAUGGGCAGCCCAAGUCCAUCUCUGUCCGGUUUCAGCUGCCCACAGAAAAUGGGUCCUAUAUCUCUGGACUGCCAGGGAACAACAGACAGGCCUUGUUCAACUUUCCUUUCCUAAGACGUUCACACUGGUUUACGAAGGCAGAAAUCAUACAGUUGUACAGUUGGGAAGGACUGCAAGGGUCAUCUAGUCCAAAUCCUUGCACGGCAGGAAUUGCAGCUAAAGUAUCCCUGGCAGAUGGCUAUUCAACAUCUGCUUUAAAAUCGCCAGUGGUGUCUGUCACCUUCCAAGGGAGUCUGUCGUGCUGUCACACAGCUCUUACUGUCAGAAAGGUUUAGCUGGAAUCUCUUUUCUUGUCACUGGAAUCCACUGGUUUGGGUCCUGCCGUCCAGAGCGGUGGAAAACCAGCUUCCACUAUCAGUAACAAAAUAGGAUAGCAGAUACAUAGGAGACAAUACAGCAAGCAAUAUUGACAGCCUUGUGGAAGAGGUGCCUCCCCCGUCUCGAAGAGUCCGAGUUCUUGCAAAUUCCAAAUCAGUCUGAUGAGAUCCACCCUCCUGGACGGAUCAGAAUUCAGUUGUACUUUCACAGUUCCCCACAGUUCCAGUGCAGUUCUUGGCUCAAAAACAAGGCCUCCAAAUAUAUUUUAAUGUGCGCGUUUUGAGAGGGAACAGGGAUUUUAGUGCGGAUUCUCACAGCCAAGGGGAAACCUAGUGGGCCGGUGAGACACAAUUAUCUAUGGAUGCAAACGCAAUAGGAAGAAUAGGGCAGAGGGCUUUCUGGAGGUGGUCUUGCACUGUGUCAAAGAGGACACAGAGCAGCAUCGCUCCAAAUAAUCGUUGUGUGCGGUAAUGCUGGGUCCGAAGAGUAACUUUGUACUGGGGACAUGUCAAAAAUGCUGAGGGAGAUAUUCGGAUGGAGAACGAAAUCAAGGAAACAUUCAAAAGAGGAAAUGCUAUAGUAAUAGGCAACUUCAGUUACACACACCUAAGUCCCAGAUGCGGCCCAAUCGCCUUCUCAAUCCGGCCCGCGGACGGUCCAGGAAUCAGCGUGUUUUUACAUGAGUAGAAUGUGUGCUUUUAUUUAAAAUGCAUCUCUGGGUUAUUUGUGGGGGCAUAGGAAUUCGUUCAUUUUUUUUCUUCUUCAAAAUAUAGCCUGGCCCCCCACAUGGUCUGAGGGACGGGGGACCGGCCCCCUGCUGAAAAAGGUUGCUGACCCCUGGUCUAGGCUGUUGCGUACACAUCACACGUAGGGGUAUCAUUUCUAGAUGCCCUCAAUGUCUGUGCCCUAGGAACAGAGCAGGGUGCCCGGGACUUCAUCUUAAGUGGCACCAGAACUUGGUGCAAGUGAUCUUGAACCAACUGGGAACAGUGACCAUAGUGCUAUCUGAUUCAGUGUAUGUGCAAAUAGACAAUUGCAAAGAAAAUCUAGCGGUCACAUUUGAAAUUUCCUAAACCGGAGAGGACUGGGACAAAAAGGAAGUUGCAAGGGUCAAAGUCAAGAGGGUCAAUUCGCUCCAAAUAUUUGGGGGGUUGUUUAAAAAGACAGUAUUAGCUAGAAUGUAUGCACUGUAGAUCAAAUGAGGUACUGGCAGGGUGCCAAUGUGGUCAAAUAAGCUGUUAGAGAGGCAAGAAAAUUUCUAUUAGAAAAUGGAAAUCUUGUUCAAAUGAGACCAAAAAGGAACAUGAAAAUACAGAGAGAAGUAUGCAGACAGUAAGGAAUGCAAAAAAGAAGAAGAAAAGUAUUUGAGGAGCAAAUUGCUAAAAACAGAAAGACCACGAGCAAUGAAAGCUCUCAGGUAUGUUGCUAGCAGACAGCCGGUUAGGGAGGCAGUGGGGUGUCUUUGGGUGAUGAGGGGGGGAAAUUGUGCCAAAGGAGAAUAAGGCGACUGCAGAGAAGCAGAAUAAUAAUAAUAAUAAUAAUAAUAAUAAUAAUAAUAAUAAUUUAUUAUUUAUACUCCGCCCAUCUGGCUGAGUUUCCCCAGCCACUCUGGGCGGCUCCCAAUCAAGUGUUAAAAAUAGUACAGCGUUAAAUAUUAAAAACUUCCCUGAACAGCGCUGCCUUCAGAUGUCUUUUAAAGAUAGGAUAGCUGCUUAUUUCCUUCACAUCUGAUGGGAGGGCGUUCCACAGGGCGGGUGCCACUACCGAGAAGGCCCUCUGCCUGGUUCCCUGUAACCUCACUUCUCGUAAUGAGGGAACCACCAGAAGGCCCUCGGUGCUGGAUCUCAGUGUCCGGGCUGAACGAUGGGGGUGGAGACACUCCUUCAGGUCCACUUCUGUCUUCACAAUAGAAGAGACUUUGACGGGAAGGAAGUUUGAGGAAUUGAAGCACAAUAGUGGUGACAAAAAAGUCUAGACCUAACUGACAAAAUAAAUACUAAGAAAUGACCGGUUCUGUAUGACAUCUCUCCCUCCCCCUCCUAUGGGACCAAGGCGGCUGCCCUCACACCAAUCCAUCAGGCAAAAUACUGUUCCUUCUACGGAGUGUGCGGCAAGAACCCCGAAAUCAGUUCCAGUCUUCUCCCAGCAGUUGUCCCUUGCAUCUCCAACACGCCGGCCCGGAAACUCAAUGGCUCCCACCUCAACCUCCUCCAGACCGUCUGCCCGAUGCUGUUCACGGGGGCCAAUGACACCUUCGCCUGCUGCUCCGAGGCCCAGCUGCGAGACCUGCAGACCAGCCUGUCCAUGUCCCAGGCGAUUCUGUCUCGCUGCCCGUCCUGCUCAGAGAACUUUGCCAGCAUCUAUUGCCAGAGCACUUGCAGCCCAGACCAGAGCCUCUUCACCAACGUCACCCGCUAUUUCAACCGCACCAUCCAGGGGGAGGAGAAGCAAGGGGUCUUGGAGUACCAGUGCUACUACAGCCAGCGCUUUGCUCAGGAGUCCUUCGACUCUUGCAAAGGGGUGAGGAUGCCAGCCACGGGUGGCUACGCCAUCAGCACCAUGUGUGGCAAAUAUGGGGCCACCUUGUGCAACAGCCAGAGGUGGCUGGAUUACCAGGGGGACACAAGCAAUGGGGUGGCCCCUUUGGCCAUCUCCUUCCAUCUGGUGCCCGAAGGCUCUGCCCCAAUUCAGGGUGGCAUCGUGCCCUUCAACGGAACGGCCUGGAAGUGCAGCGAGGCAGUGGGCAAUGGGACCAAGGAGAGGUGUUCCUGCCAGGACUGUUCCCAGGCAUGUCCUGCAGCCCUGGACCCUCACCCUGCCCAGAAGCCCUUCCAAGUGGGGGGAAUGGGUGGGGUCCUGUUCCUGUGCAUCUUCCUCUUCGGCCUCCUCAUGGUGCUGUUUGUGGCCUUCCUGAUCCAGCGAGGGUGCUCCUGCUCGUGUCGGAAACAGAAGGACAAAGGUCCCAAGAAAGCCAUGCCCAAGCCAACCUGUUCUCAGAAAGUGAGCCAGGCCACCCAUGACUUCCUGGCCAGGAUAUUCAGCUGGUGGGGCACACUGGUGGCCUCCUACCCCAUCCAGGUGAUCACCAUCUCGGUGGUGGUGGUGAUAGGGCUCUCCAGCGGGCUGGUCUUUAUCCAGCUGACCACAGACCCUGUGGAGCUGUGGUCCAAACCCGACAGUCAGGCCCGGAAGGAGAAGACCUUCUAUGAUGAGAACUUUGGGCCCUUCUUCAGGACUAACCAGGUCAUCAUGACCGCCAAGGACCGUCCCAGCUACACCUACGACUCCCUCAUCCUGGGCAAUAAGAAUUUCAGCGGCAUCCUUUCCAUGGAGGUUCUGUUGGACCUGCUGGACCUGCAGCAGAGGCUGCAAGCCAUCGAGGUCUGGUCUGCGGAGUAUGGCAGGAACGUCUCUCUGAAGGACAUCUGCUAUGCCCCCCUGAACCCUCAGAAUUCUACCCUCUCUGACUGCUGCGUCAACAGCCUGUUGCAGUAUUUUCAGAACAACGUAACCCGCCUAAAUAUGACAGCCAACCAGACGGUGAGGGGCAAGAAUGGCACCGUGGACUGGCGGGACCACUUCCUCUAUUGCGUCAAGUAAGCCCUGGCCCCCAGGGGACCCCCUUUUUUAAUAUAGACUUUAGUGGGACAGCGGCCUUUGUUUUGAUCAGGCUGAGCUGGAGCAGGGGGUGUGCGUCAGGCUGAGCUGGAGCAGGGGGUGUGAGUUCUGUGUUUGGAGUCAGGAACAAAUUACCUCCUGCACCAGCUUGGCACAGACCUCAAGGCAGGAGGUGAGGCUGGGCCUUCCCGGGAGCCUGGUUUUGUUGGCAGCGCCCAGAGGUGGCCUUCAAAGUGGAGGGUUGGCAACCAACUGCUGGCUCUGAGUCUCUGCUCAUGCUUCGCUGCAGUCCAGCAAGAGCAGGGUCCUUCCUCCCACAAGUGCCAUUGUCCCUUUGCCUGUGGCUCAGGCUUAGAGCCCCUGAUAGGCGAUCGGAAGGUCCUCUGUUCGUCCCCAUCAUCAUCCCUAGGUAGGGUUGAGAAAGGUCUGGGAACCUGGAGAGCCGCUGCAAACUGAGGUUGACGGGGGAGGGGGGACGUUUUGGCUCUGUGGCCCCCACCCCUCCAUGCCAACGUGGACAGGUGCCGAGACAAAUCAGAUCACAGCAUGAAAAUAGGGAUGUCCUAUUCCAUAAUGAUGAUGAUGAUGAUGAUAUUCUGUUUUAUACCCCACCCAUCUGACUGGGUAGCCCCAGCCACUCUGGGCGGCUUCCAACAAAUAUAAAAACAUAAAUGUAAAGGGAGCCCUGACCAUUAGGUCCAGUCGUGACCGACUCUGGGGUUGCAGCGUUCAUCUCGCUUUACUGGCCGAGGGAGCUGGUGUACAGCUUCUGGAUCAUGUGGCCAGCUUGACUAAGCCGCUUCUGGCAAACCAGAGCAGCGCAUGGAAACGCCGUUUACCUUCCCGCCGGAGCGAUACCUAUUGAUCUACUUGCACUUUCGAACCGCUAGGUUGGCAGGAGCAGGGACUGAGCAAUGGGAGCUCACCCUGUAGCGGGGAUUCGAACCGCCGACCUUCUGAUCGGCAAGCCCUAGGCUCUGUGGUUUAACCCACAGCGCCACCCGCAUCCCCUAUAAAAACAUAAGUGAACAUUAAAAAACUUCCUUAUACAAGCUGUCUUCAGGUGUCUUCUAAAGGUUGUACAGUGGAACCUCGGUUUUCGAAUGUAAUUCGUUCCGGAAGACUGUUCAACUUCCGAAACGUUCAAAAACUGAGGAGUAACUGGCGGUGGGCAAAAUCCAUUGAGGAAAAAAGAAAAACACGUUCGGCUUCCAAGGCAUGUUCAAAAACGGAAGCAAUUACUUCUGGGUUUUUGGCGUCCAAAACGUUUGGCUUCUGAGACGCUUGAAAACUGAGGUUCCACUCUAUAGUUCUCUCCUUGGCUCAGGGGUGGCAUAACUCCAUAACCUCCAGCACUUCUCUGAUCGAAAUAGGGACGUCCUAAGGAAAAGCGGGACAUUCCGGGAUCAAAUGAGGUACUGGGAUGAUGGCUUCUGUAAAUCCGGGACUGGCAAUGGGAAACAGGGUCUGGCACAAAGCACCUUGCAAAGCAUACAGGUGGCGCUGUGGGUUAAACCACAGAGCCUAGGACUUGCUGAUCAGAAGGUCGGCGGUUUGAAUCCCCGUGACGGGGUGAGCUCCUGUUGCUCGGUCCCUGCUCCUGCCCACCUAGCAGUUCGAAAGCACGUCAAAGUGCAAGUAGAUAAAUAGGUACCGCUCCGGCAGGAAGGUAAACGGCAUUUCCAUGCGCUGCUCUGGUUCGCCAGAAGCGGCUUUGUCAUGCUGGCCACAUGACCUGGAAGCUGUACGCCGGCUCCCUCGGCCAAUAAAGCGAGAUGAGCACCACAUCCCCAGAGUCGGCCACGUCUGGACCUAAUGGUCAGGGGUACCUUUAUCUUUAAGGAAAAGAGGGACAUUCUGGGAUCAAGUGAGGAACUGGGAUGAUGGCUUCUGUAAAUCCAGGACUGGCAAUGGGAAACAGGGUCUGGCGCAAAGCACCUUGCAAGCCCCACGCCUCCGCCCCAGCCAAUGACCCUUCUUUUUUCAGACACUGGCUGCUCAAGCGAGUUCCCUGAGUGUGCAGCUGACUCAGCAGGCUUUGACCCUCCCAUCCUUCAGCAGUUUAGGGCUCCUAGUUGUGCCCUGCCCGCUGCUUCUCUUCCCGCCCCACCAGCAAUUUCAUGCGUGGGGCAAGUGACUGCGGUUUGGGGGCCACAGCUGAACUCCUGGUGGGGGAAUUUUGGCUUGUGGCCAGGAGGUUCUCCACGCCUGAAGCAGACAGUGCAGAGCUCGAUGGGCCGGUUCUGGCAAAGGCAGCGUCCUCUGCUGUCCCUGGUGCACGAGACAGCUCCUUUCCUCUGAAAUCAGGAGGGCUUCCCAGAGGGUCCUUAACGCCGGUCUCUCACUAGGCGUUCAAUUCCUUUGCCUUCGCAGCUCACCUCUCUCUUUCCAAGACAUCACUUCGCUGGAGCUGAGCUGCAUGGCAGAAUACGGAGGGCCUGUCUUCCCUUUCCUGGCCGUGGGGGGAUAUCCAGGUAAGAGGCAUGCCCACCCCCACCCCCCUGGGAGGAAAGAUUGGGUCUUUUGUGUCAUGCACAGAUUGGGCUGCCCAGGCCACAAGGGGCUGCGGUUAUAAGUGGUAUUAAGACAUUUUUUAAGGUCAGCGGUGUGUGUGUGUGUGCACAUGCACAUGUGCUAUUUUGGUACUGUGGCAACCACCACAGCUUACGUGUGUUUUUUUAAAAAAUGCUUUUUAUUAACUUUUUGUUACAACACAUAAACACACACACUAACAUGUAAGGACAAUUAAGAAACAAACUAAAAAGAAAACAAACAACAAACAUAUAACCAUAAAUCUGUAUGCUCUUGCACAUGGACUUAUGUUACCCUAUUUUAUAUUUCCCAUUCUUAUUCUUUUCUAGUAUUACUUCUUUCCUUCCUCAAAGAGGGUCUACUUUCCUGUUUGUUAAUCUGUUUCUUUCUCAUUUCAUCAUUUCUACCCUUCUCCAUCUACUGUACUUAGUUAUAGACCAUAUUGUGGUUUGCGAAAAUUACUCAGUGCAAGUCCCGGUUUUGAUUUGAGGACACUGGGUUUUUUUAAGGUAAUCUCUAUACACUCCUCACUCUUUUUGGAACCUUUGGUUAGACUGCCCCCUAAUUGUAUCCAUCAGUUUUGCCAUUUCAAAAUAUUCAAAUAGUCUGUCCUCCCACUCUUUUUUUGUUGGUACUAUUUCACUUUUCCAAUGUUUAGCUGUUACUAUUCUUGCUGCCAUUGUUGCGUAUAAGAAUAUGCUCUUAUUUUAAUUUGGGGUAUCUGAAUCUAAUAUGCCCAAUAGGAGAGCUUCUCGUUUCUUUAUAAAAGUUUUUUAAAAUAUUUUUUUUCAACUCUUCACAUAUACCAAGUUCCACAUUUCAACUGUGCCAAGGACUUCCUUUUAUCUAUUCCGUAACUUCCAGCGUUCAGCUGCAUUGGACAUCUGCAAGUUCUAUCACUAUGGCUUAUGUCCCCCCCCUUCCCUCCCCCAUUGCUCCUUUCUAAAAAAGAAAGAAAAUAGAUUGUUCACAUUUUUUUCCUGUUUUUUUCUUUUCCCCUUCCUUUCUUUUUUAGAAAUGAGUGGUGGUGGUUGUGGGGAAAACACAAAUGAAAAUGAAAAUAAAAGAAAGGAGAUUUCCGCACAUUUGUAUCCAGAUGUGCAUAAUCUUUAUCCAUCACCUAAUAUAUUCUGUAUAAACUCAUUCCAAGUACUGUAAUUAUUAUUAUUAUUAUUAUUAUUAUUUAUUAUUUAUACCCCGCCCAUCUGACUGGGUUUCCCCAGCCACUCUGGGUGGCUUCCAACGAAACACUAAAAUACAGUAACCUAUUAAACAUUAAAAGCUUCCCUAAACAGAGCUGCCUUUAGAUGUCUUCUAAAAGUUUGGUAGUUAUUUUUCUCUUUGACAUCUGGUGGGAGGGCGUUCCACAGGGCGGGUGCCACUACCGAGAAGGCCCUCUAUCAUUAUACUUAUCCGAAGAGGAAAUUCCUGAGGGCCUCAAGAUGCCCCACCUAGUCAGGCCCAGCAGUGGCACCUGAGGGGCCUGGCGAAAGCACCACACCUGUGCUUUGAGGGAGAAAGGGGCUGUGUGCGAGGGAACUGGGGCUCUCGGGGGGGGGGGGCUUGCUGCCUUGCGGAUGUGCCACCCCCAACCUGCCUCUCAGUGACCUCCUUCUUCUCUGCCUGACAGAGGAGGAGUACUCGGAAGGCCAGGCCCUCAUCUUGACCUUCUCCUUGAACAACUUCCCUCCCAGUGACCCUCGAUUCGACUUCGCCAUGUUGUGGGAGAAGCAGUUCCUGGAGAUCGUGCAGGAAUUCCAGCGGGAACAUGAAGACAGCUACACGGUCGCCUACAUGGCAGAGGUGGGUGCCAAGGACCCCUGUGCCUCCCAUUUGCCAUUGGGGGCUGGGGCUACUGGCAGGGGUCACCUCAUGCCACUGCGGUCAGUGGUGCCCAACAUCUGCCGGCCAGAACAAGCCCAUUCCACUGACCAGUGGACCCCAGGUUUGAAAUGAAGCCCCAGAUGCCCGGCCAGCCCCAAAGUGACCUGCUAGACUGAUUGGAGAAGGUUAUAUUCCAUCCCUGCUCCCCUUCUGUGCUGUGUCUACUUUCUUCUUCUUCUUUUUUUGCCUUCACUGUCCAAAUCAGUCAGGUCGUUGGCGGAGGAGAGGAGAAAAACCUGCCCAGAGAGCCUGAUGUUCAUCAUUUUUAAACUUUGGGAUUUUUCAAUUUUCAGUGGUAUCUCAGGUUAAGUACUUAAUUCGUUCCGGAGGUCCGUACUUAACCUGAAACUGUUCUUAACCUGAAGCAGCACUUUAGCUAAUGGGGCCUCCUGCUGCCGCCGUGCCGCCGGCGCCCGAUUUCUGUUCUCAUCCUGAAGCAAAGUUCUUAACCUGAAGCACUAUUUCUGGGUUAGCGGAGUCUGUAACCUGAAGCGUAUGUAACCUGAGGUACCACUGUACAAUGGUACCUUGGGUUACCGACGCUACAGUUUACAGACACUUCAGGUUACAGACUCUGCUAACCCAGAAAUAGUACCUCAGGUUAAGAACUUUAACUCAGGAUCAGAACAGAAAUUGUGCGGCGGCAGCAGGAGGCCCCAUUAGCUAAAGUGGUACCCCAGGUUAAGAACGGUUUCAGGUUAAGAACAGACCUCCAGAACGAAUUCUUAACCCGAGGUACCACUGUAUGUCCCUCUCAUCCCUGUGUGCCUGGAGAGCUUCAGCUGAGCGGGCACAGAAUCAGGGGCAUCUCUCGGCUGGUGCAAGGAAUGUGGAGGGCCGGCUUGAAUUAUGCGCUUUGAGCAUCUUAUGUGCCUGUGAAGCCAAUCCUGAGCUGGCCUUUCCCAUUGGUUGUCCUUCCCCGGCUGCUUUCCCAUGCUCAAGGUGCAGUAUUCGAAACUCCCAUUGUUUUGCGACAGGGAAUUUCAUUAGCGCGAGCUCUGGGCGCAGUGCUGUGCCUGAGAUUUCAGAUUAAAACUGCAGGGUGGAAGGAAAGGACAUUUUUCUGCCUCCCCACUUCUCUGAAGACUGGAGAAGGGACCCUCUUAAGAAUAUUAUGGGGGACAGGCAGGGGAAGGACUAGACCUUGUGAAAAAUGAACAUAAUAUUUCAGCUUCAGUUUGUUCAUUUUCAGCUUUGUAUUCUUGUUAUAAAAGAAAGUGCACCUAGACAUUCCAUUGUUGCGCCCAUAACCUCAGUUUAAGGUGCCGUUCAGCUCCUAGCUUUCCUAUCUCAGUUUCUAACACUGUUAAGGUGGCUCACAUCAACGUACAAAAUAAAUAUAUAAAAGCAUUUCGAGAUAAUGCAUUAACAGUUACGGAACAGAGCACGACUGAACCAAAAAGUCAGGCGUAAUAUCAUUCGGGCAAACAUCUCAUGCAAAUAAACACUGAAACAAUAAAAUGCAAACAUCCAAAUAAAAUGCAAACAUCCAAAUUGCAGCAAAAGCAAUAUCUGCCCCCCACCUGCCAGUAAGGGAGUGGGGAAGGCAGGUGGAAAGUCCUCCCCUUGAUUGCUCCAGCAGACUCUCCCCUAUAGACUCUAAGGCCCUCUUAUCUGCCCCCCCCCCCCCAAUACCUGCAGCGUUCACUGGAGGACGAGAUCAACCGCACCACCUGGGAGGACCUCCCUGUCUUUGCUGUCAGCUACCUGGUGAUCUUUGUGUACAUUGCACUGGCCUUGGGCGAGUACUCCAGUUGGAAGCGCAUCCUGGUAUGAAGGGGCUGCCCCACGGCAAGGCGGGUGGAAGUGGCUAGACCCAAGAGGAGGAGGAGAAGCAGGGGGGCAGAGGAGCUCCAGUCCCUCCUGCAGCAUCAAGGCUUCCAGUACUUAAGGAGCAGCUGCUUUCCGAGUGCUUCCAGAGUUUGGUGCCACCACGGAGAGAGCCCUGCUCUUCUCCUGGACCCAGCACAACAUCCGGAAGAGGCUUCAUGCCUUUCUGGGUGUAGAAGCAGGUGCAAGGACUGGGCUUGCCUCUGUGCGUCCCCGCUGCUGAGGAGCAUCCUCUCGUCACCACGCCUUGCCUCAUCUUUUCAGGUGGACUCCAAGGUGACGCUGGGCUUCGGAGGAAUCCUGGUGGUCCUGGGAGCUGUGCUGUCGUCCCUGGGCUUUUACUCCUACGUAGGGCUGCCCUCCUCCCUCAUCAUCAUCGAGGUCGUCCCCUUCCUGGUGCUGGCGGUCGGUGCUGACAACAUCUUCAUCUUCGUGCUGGAGUACCAGGUGCGAGAAAUGCUGGGAGGGCUCCCAAGGCUUGGCAUGUCCAGAACAAAGGUGUUUUUGCCGCUUGAGCGGGUGGAGGAACGGAGGCUAAAGAGGCACAAGCAGGGGCAGUCAUGGCCCUGCUCUUGUAAGGCAAGCAGCGGCAAGCAGCAUGCUGCUUGGGGGUUCAGAUCUACCACUCCUCCCAACGGUCCCCAGCCUGCUGCCCAAGGCAACUGCCUCACCCAGCCUCAUGGAUAGGCUGGCCCUGUCUGGAACAGUAGCUCUCCUACUUCAGGACUGCUGGGCCUUGGGGAAGGAGAAGGGGGUCUGAGAGAGCCCAGAUUGGAGGGACACCUUUGCACACAGCUGAGGCCAGACCACCCCUGUUUGAGAACCCCAGCAGACACCUCGACUUCUCCGCCUUGCUGCUCUGUGGGUGAGGACCCCCCCGUUUCUCAGACCCCCUUCCUCUGCCUCCCACUGCAGCGGUGUGAGCCACGGCCUGGGGAGACGACGGAGCAACACAUCGGGCGGGUUUUGGGUGACGUGGCACCCAGCAUGCUCCUUUGCAGCCUCUCUGAAGUCAUCUGCUUCUUCCUGGGUGAGCAAAGCCACUCGUUCUCUGAGGAUGGAGUCGGGUACAAAACCCUGGUGGCCAAAUGCAGCCAGGUUUGGGCAGAGAAGGAUGGCAGGGCUCUCGGGGCUCACCUAGACUUCUGCUCAUCCUGCCACUUCUCUCCGGAAAAAGCCCGUCUUUGCUUUUCAAUCUCAGAGCAAACGUCAAUCUGCAGCUUUUCUGCAGAUGGAUGUUUGCACUGAUUCAGUGCUAAAGAGCAGGUUUUCCUGGGGAAAGGGCGGGGCUGAUAGAAAACUGCAUAGAAUGCGGAAAUGUGACGAUCCCUCAGUUAAAGGUAAAGGGACUCCUGACCAUUAGGUCCAGUCGUGACCGACUCUGGGGUUGCGGCGCUCAUCUCGCUUUAUUGGCCGAGGGAGCCGGCGUACAGCUUCCGGGUCAUGUGGCCAGCAUGACUAAGCCAUUUCUGGCGAACCAGAGCAGCGCACGGAAAUGCCGUUUACCUUCCUGCCAGAGCGGUACCUAUUUAUCUACUUGCACUUUGAAGUGCUUUUGAACUGCUAGGUUGGCAGGAGCAGAGACCGAGCAACGGGAGCUCACCCCGUCGCAGAGAUUCAAACCGCCGACCUUCUGAUCAGCAAGUCCUAGGCCACGGGUGUCAAACACAAGGCCCGCGGGCCGAAUCCGGCCCGCCAGACCUCGUCAUGUGGCCCGUGUAGCCGCCGCCGGCCGCCAGCCUUCACCUUUUAUUCUCGCUUUUUUUUUUUUUGACACAAGAAAGCCGCCUCUUCAGCGCAUGCGCGGCAGCCUACAAGCCAGAGAACGUCUGCCCUCUAGCGGCGCCGGCCGUUCUACACAGGAAACCUCCACUUUACAUGCAUUCAGGAAACCUCCUACAGAUACAACCGGCCCUUUGAGGGUGACCAAACUGCUGAUGCGGCCCCCGAUGAAUUUGAGUUUGACACCCCUGUCCUAGGCUUUGUGGUUUAACCCACAGCGCCACCCGUGUCCCUGAUCCCUCAGUUAGGCUUCGGGAAAUGCCUGAUGAAUAUGAUUUUGCAAAGCUUUGAGCCUGGGAGUCUCUAGAAUGCAGAGCUGCUUUGGGGCCCUUUGACUGGGCCAGAGGCUUUCUUGCAGGGAUGCCCUCAUCCCAGCCUUGUGACAAGGCCUACCUGCCUGGGGGUGAGCGAGCGCUGGAGCAGGCGAAGCUGCAAGGGGAUUGGGGUCCUGAAAAGCCAGGAGAACCCCGAUGUAGGCUCAGCCCUGAGAGAUGAAAAGAAGAAAACAAGGGAAUGGCAGUAGCCCAAAGCUAAAAGCUGAUGCUGACUCACCCUGUGGCCAGAGAGCCCAGGAGGUCCACCCUGUAUCUUUUUUUCAUGGACAUCUAAUGGAGCUGAAUGUUGGAAGAUUCAGCACAGGUAAAAGCUAGGACUUUCAUGCAGCGCAUAGACAAACAGUGGGUCUCCCUCUCAAAGAUGGCAGUGAUGGCUCCCAACCUGGAUGGAGGUAAAAGAGGCUGGAGGAGGAGAGGGCUGUUGAUGGCAACUGGCCAGGAUGGCUCUGUUUUGCUGCCACAGUCAGAGGCAGCAGUGCUUCUGAUUCCCAGUUACUGGAAGCCACAGUUGGGGACAGGGCCCUUGUGCUUGGAUCCUGCUUAUGGGUUUCCCAAUAGGGCAGCUCGUUGGCCACUGUGAGGACAGGGUGGACCACUGCCUUUGGCCUGAUCCAGCAGCCAGGAUCUGCUGCUGGACCUUACGCCUCCCUUCCUGCUUCUAGGUGGCCUGUCGGAGAUGCCGGCUGUCCGGACCUUUGCCUUGAACGCUGCCCUGGCCGUCCUCUUUGACUUCUUGCUCCAGGUGUCCAUGUUUGUGGCCUUGCUGUCUCUGGAUGCCCGCAGGCAGAAGGUGGGUGGGGCCUUUCUUUUAAAGUGCAUUUUUGAGGCGGGAGGGUUUCCUUACUGACUGGGGUUGCAGGCUUCCACAACCACCCCUCCUCCUCCUCCCCAGCCCCACACUCCAAUGGGGUCCUCAGCUGGCGCCCCUUUUGCCCACAGGCCUCUCGCUUUGACCUGUGUUGCUGCGUCCAACUGGAGGAGAAGAGCCCAGAGGAGAAGAGCCCAAGAAGCCUCCUUCGCACCUUCAUAGAACGCUUCUAUGCUCCCUUCUUGCUCAACAGCUUCGUCCGGUUCAUGGUGGUGAGUGCUGCUGGCUAGGUGGCAGAGGGUGGGGUGUGUGUGUGUGUGUGUGUGUGUGUGUGUCUGUGAAUACAAGGCGGAGAGCAGGCAAGGUGGCAAGAAGGAGGCAGGAGAGAACACAGGGUACGGGGAGAAGAAUCCUUCUUUCUGAGCCUUCUUAACCGACUCCCCCUCGGUGGCUGUUAGUCUUGGAAGCCAUAUCUAAUAUAAUAAUAAUUUAUUAUUUAUACCCCACCCGUCUGACUGGGUCUCCCCAGCCACUCUGGGCAGCUUCUAACCAAAUGUCAGAAACAAUAUAGUGUCAGACAUUAAAAACUUCCCUAAACAGGUGUCUUUUAAAAGUAAAAUAGUUGUUUAUUGCCUUGACAUCUGCUGGGAGGGCGUUCCACAGGGCAGGCGCCACUACCGAGAAGGCCCUCUGCCUGGUUCCCUGUAACCUCACUUCUUGCAGGGAGGGAACCGCCAGAAGGCCCUCAGUGCUGGACCUCAGUGUCUGGGCUGAACGAUGGGGGUGGAGACGCUCCUUCACGUAUACUGGGCCGAGGCCGUUUAGGGCUUUAAAGGUCAGCACCAACACUUUGAAUUGUGCUCUGAAACGUAUUGGAAGCCAAUGUAGGUCUUUCAAGACCAGUGUUAUGUGGUCUUGGCACUCCCAGUCACCAGUCUAGCUGCCGCUUUCUGGAUUAAUUGCAGUUUCCGAGUCCAGGAUCAAAGGCGAGGUGUCAGGUGGGAGAGGGUGUGACUUGAAGGUCCAGGAGGGCCACCACUAAGCAGGCCUUGGUCAGGAUGAGACACCACCUGGUGAGCCCACAGACCCACCCAUGACGGGUGGAGAGAAUGGAGGUGGGAAUCCAUCUAACACAUAAAAUAAUGGCCUUCAGGUGAGACUUGUGUGCUUCCUGGGAGCCUCUAGUUGGUCCCUGGUUGCGGACAAAGGAGGACCGGGAUGCUGAACUAGAUGCUUUGGCCUGAUCCUGCUGCUUCACCUGCAGAGAACCCUCUUGCGUUCUUACCUUCAGAUGCUGAUCUUCAUUUUCAUGUUCUGCGCUGGAAUCUUCCUGAUGUUGCAUGUCGAAGUGGGGCUGAAUCAGGAGCUGGCCAUGCCCACGGUAAGAGCUGGCUGACGUGCUGGUCUUCUGGGCCAGCAGCGAUGAUGAUGGUUCCCCAAGGGGCUUCUCCACAAGGAAGUUCCUUCAGGGAACUUGAGGACUUGGCUGCGUCUGAGUGCUCUGCACCUUAAAGAAGGAAGCUGCUUAAUUCCACCUGGCUUCCUCCAGUAGCUUUGUUAACUAAAUUAUUUGCAGUAUUUAUAGCUCACUCUUCAUAGAAUGCUUUCAGUCCCAGAGCAGGGGAAACAGAAAAACAUGAAUACAAAAAAAUGACAAUAUAAACAGGUCCAAUGAACAACAGUUCUAUCGUACGGCAAGCAAGCAAAAUGACAGCAGCAUUAAAAAUAGUAUUUCCCGUUUAAUGAAGUAUGGGUCAGCAGGGCUGCUAGUUAGUGAUGUGCUGGUAGAUUUGCUGACCUCCCCCAUCUCUUUCCUACAUACCAGCCUUCCCAGGUAGCAUCCAGGGUCUUUGAGCCCCCCUCCCUCUACCCCUUUUCAAGAUCUCCAGUGGCUGAGCCUAUGGGGACAGUUUUUUAAAUGUCCACCUCCGGUCCUCCAUUCUCUGUUUAAUUUCCAGUAGCGAAGGGCCAAGAGCCUUCAUUGAGGGAUGAAAGAGGCUGGGAGGGUGAUGUUAAGGGCUGGCCUGGGCACAGGGAGGGCAGAGCAGCUCAGAGUCUGCUGGGGCUCUGCUCUCGGGCUGCUCCUUCAAGGCAAAGGUAGCAAGGAGAGGGAUUUUAUCACAUGUCCUAGGUGGUUCUUAUGUUCUUACGCUCUGCUCUCCCCAGGACUCCUACAUGCUUCAGUACUUCCAGUACCUGAAUAAGUACUUCAUGGUGGGGGCCCCAACUUACUUUGUCACCACGCCGGGCUACAACUUCUCCACGGUGGCAGGGAUGAACGGUGUCUGCUCCAGCUCAGGCUGCGAUGACAACUCCUUGACGCAGAAGAUCCAGUCCGCUGUGCAGUUCCCGAAUGUGUAAGUCGCUUGGAGGAGCCGUUCUGCUCCUGUAAAAAGGGGGUGGGUGGGUGCACAAAAGCGCCCACCCCCAGUUUUGCCCUCAAAUACGCCAGAAUAUUAUUGCAUGCUCUUUCCUCCACAAACCUGCCAGGAAACGUAAGAAAAAAUAGAGAGAGGGAGGGUUCCUGGGGGGUUCAUCCUACAGGGGCAGAGAGAAAGAUGCUUUGACCGGGGAGGGCAUGGUGGUAAAAGAGCAGUUGCAGAAGCUCUUUUGCCCAGACCCUUCCUGGGGGAGAAGGAGCCGCAGACCCCCAGGCAGAUGCUAGAAAGCAGCCUGGAGUUUGCUUCAUACCAGGGAACCAGGCACAGGGCCUUCUCAGUAGUGGCGCCCGCCCUGUGUAACGCCCUCCCAUCAGAUGUCAAAGAGAUAAACAACUACCUGACAUUUAGAAAACAUCUGCCCUGUUCAGGGAAGUUUUUAAUGUGUGACAUUUUGAUGUAUUUUUAAUCUUUGUCAGAAGCCAUCCAGAGCUGCUGGGCAGACCCAGCCAGAUGGGCGGGGUACAAAUAAAUUAUUAUUAUUAUUAUUAUUAUUAUUAUUAUUAUUAUUAUCAAGACCUCAGAGGAGAACAGACCAAGUCAUGGAGGAGAUGGCUAUUGAUGGCGACUAGCCACAACAUCUAUGUUCUGCCUCCACAAUCAGAGGCGGGGUACAAAUAGUUAAUUAUUAUUAUUAUUAUUAUUAUUCUUAUUAUUAUUAUCCAUACAGGAAAGGUAGUGUCAUCUGGCCCUCCAGCCUCUAGAAGAGGCACAGGAGAUUCUUAGUGGUCUGUGGGGCUCCAGAGGGCAAUAAGCUCAAAAUCAAAGCAGCCCCCAACCAGCUGAGGACCAGACAAGCAUUGAGCAGCUUCUCCUGAUAUUUUGAGGUUCAGCAUCGGGCCCAGGAUCAGGUGCCUGGCACCCCAGGCCCUUCUCAGGCAGGAUGAGCCCAGCUUCCUGCAUCCGAUCACUGCAAGAUCAGCUCCAUCCCUCCUCGUUCCACCUCACCAGUGGCACCUCAGGCUGGGCUUGGCAAGCCAGUCCAUGAGCGCCACUGCAGCUUUUCAUUUUGCCCCUUCCUCCAAGGGCAGCCCCCACCCCGCAGACCACAGGUGGUGCUCCUGGAGGGGCCUAAGUCCUGGAAGACGGCCGAGGCAGCCCGGGAGGAGCAAGUGCCCUGUGCCUGCUUCCUGCUCUCUUGCCAGUCUCUUGGACUGUCUGGCCAGAGUGGUGCAUGCUCUGGUUAUCUCCUGCUUGGACUACUGCAAUGCGCUCUACAUGGGGCUACCUUUUAAGGUGACCCGGAAACUACAACUAAUCCAGAAUGCGGCAGCUAGACUAGUGACUGGGGGCGGCCGCCGAGACCACAUAACACCCGUCUUGAAAGACCUACAUUGGCUCCCAGUACGUUCCUGAGCACAAUUCAAAGUGUUGGUGUUGAGCUUUAAAGCCCUAAACGACCUCGGCCCAGUAUACCUGAAGGAGCGUCUCCACCCCCAUCGUUCUGCCCGGACGCUGAGGUCCAGCGCCGAGGGCCUUCUGGCGGUUCCCUCAUUGCGAGAAGCAAAGCUACAGGGAACCAGGCAGAGGGCCUUUUCGGUAGUGGCGCCCGCCCUGUGGAACGCCGUCCCACCAGAUGUCAAAGAGAUAAACAACUACCUGACAUCUUAAGGCAGCCCUUUUCAGGGAAGUUUUUAAUGUGUGACAUUUUCGUGUAUUUUUGGUCUCUGUGGAAGCCGCACAGAGUGGCUUGGGAAACCCAGCCAGAUGGGCGGGGUACAAAUAAUAAAUUAUUAUUAUUAUUAUUGCCCUUCGAGCCUUGCGCUCUCUCUUUGGCCGUGGGCCUUGGCCCCCCUCCAUGCCGCUGUCUCUCCCCCCAGGUCCUUCCUGGCCAUCCCUGCCUCUUCCUGGGUGGACGACUUCAUCGACUGGCUGAGCCCCUUUUCCAGCUGCUGCCGCAUCCACAGCUUUGGCCCAGAUAAGGACCAGUUCUGCCCCUCCACCGACAGUAAGCAGAGAAACCCGCCAGAGAUUCUUCAGCUGCGAUUCUUGCGUUGCAGGGGGUGGGGCUGGAUGGCCCUUGGGGAGCCCUUUCAACUCUACAGCUCUAUCAUUCUAUGAAAGUAUAGAGGGUGGUAGGACAUCCCCUGGGGGUUUCCCUGCCCCAGGUUGCAGCUGGAGGGGACCAGAAAUGCCUGCCUGGACCUGGGGCUCUGCCUCUCCUCUGCCUCUCUCUCCCCCAGCUUCCCUGUCCUGCCUGUUGAACAAGUGCAUGGCUCCGACGAGCGGGACCCUCCGGCCAAGUGUCGAGGAGUUCCACCGGUUCCUGCCCUGGUUCCUCCAUGACAUGCCCAACCUGAAAUGCCCCAAGGCGUGAGUACUGCAAGCACCAGGGGGUGUGUGUAUGUGUGCGGGUCAGGAUUCGGGUCUGGGCGAUUGUUCCUACAGCAGGGAAUGAUUGCGCCAGAGUGGUGCAUGCUCUAGUUAUCUCACGCUUGGACUACUGCAAUGCGCUCUACGUGGGGCUACCUUUGAAGGUGACUCGGAAACUACAACUAAUCCAGAAUGCGGCAGCUAGACUGGUGACUGGGGGCGGCCGCCGAGACCACAUAACACCAGUCUUGAAAGACCUACAUUGCCUCCCAGUACGUUUCCGAGCACAAUUCAAAGUGCUGGUGUUGACCUUUAAAGCCCUAAACGGCCUCGGCCCAGUAUACCUGAAGGAGCGUCUCCACCCCCAUCGUUCUGCCCGGACGCUGAGGUCCAGCGCCGAGGGCCUUCUGGCGGUUCCCUCAUUGCGAGAAGCAAAGCUACAGGGAACCAGGCAGAGGGCCUUCUCGGUAGUGGCGCCCGCCCUGUGGAACGCCCUCCCAUCAGAUGUCAAAGCGAUAAAUAACUACCUGACAUUUAGAAGACAUCUUAGGGCAGCCCUGUUCAGGCAAGUUUUUAAUCUGUGAUAUUUUACUGUAUUUUUGGUUUCUAUGGAAGCCGCCCAGAGUGGCUGGGGAAACCCAGCCAGAUGGGCGGGGUACAAAUAAUAAAUUAUUAUUAUUAUUAUUAUUAUUAUUAUUAUUAUUAUUAUUAUUCCCCCCCUCCCCAGAGAGGGUCUCCUUGCCUGGUUGUGUGUUGUAGAGGCACCCCUACUGGAAGGGGGGGGCAGCUGCUGCUCCGAGGCUGAGGAGCGGCCGGAUUGAGCCAGUGGAGCCCACGAGGCCAGGACAGGCUAGGCAGGCUGUGGGUGGAUUUUGCGGGAAAUGGCCCACAAGGAGGUUGGAGAUUGUUAUGGAGCGCAUGGUUUUUUCCUGGGGGCAGCUUGACCUCUGUGGGGGUAAAAGGUAAAGGGACCCCUGACCAUUAGGUCCAGUCGUGACCGACUCUGGAGUUGCGGCGCUCAUCUCGCUUUACUGGCCGAGGGAGCCGGCGUACAGCUUCCGGGUCAUGUGGCCAGCAUGACUAAGCCGCUUCUGGCGAACCAGAACAGCGCACGGAAACGCCGUUUACCUUCCCGCCAGAGCGGUACCUAUUUAUCUACUUGCACUUUGACGUGCUUUUGAACUGCUAGGUUGGUAGGAGCAGGGACCAAGCAAUGGGAGCUCACCCCGUCGCGGGGAUUCAAACCGCCGACCUUCUGAUCAGCAAGUCCUAGGCUCUGUGGUUUAACCCACAGCGCCACCCGUGUUUCUGUGGGGAGAGAGCUCCAAAUCCAGGCCCUGAGGGAGGGACAUCUGAGGAAGAUCUUGAUGUGUGAGACAUCCAUGGGGCUGGCUGUUUCCAAGCCGUUUGGGGAGCUGUUGGCGACAAACAGUUUGGCCGCCUGCUAGCCAGCUGGGAUGCCCUAAGCCUUUCCUAUCCUGGGCUUUGAGCCAGUGUGGUGUAGUGGUUUGAGUGCUGGAUUUAAGACCCGAGAGAGACCAGGGUUCGAAUCUCCCCACUCUACCAUGAGGCUCGCUGGGUAACCUUGGACCAGUCAGUGUGUCUCUUAGCCUAGCCUGCCUUACGGGAAAGCUGUUGUGGUGGUGAGGUUCAAAUGCCAGGAAGGGGGCGAGGAGUAUGUAUACCACCUUGAGCUCCUUGGGGGAAAGGAGGCGGGAUAAUAAUCGCAAUAAAUAAAUCAAUAAAAUAAAAUAAAAAGGGCUCUGGGGCCAUUUCCAGUUUGCACCUGCUGCAUUGGGUCUGCCAUGGGGAGUGCUUCUGUCUGACACUCAACGUGCCCCCCCAUCUUUUUCUCCAGGGGUCGUGGUGCCUAUGACACGUCUGUGCGGCUGGGACCAGAUGGGGAAGUCAUAGGUGAGUGUCUCCCCCUUCCCAUCCCCCAGAGGAAAAAGAAGCCCCAGGUGCGAAUUCUGCUGCCCUGCCAGGAGGGCACCGACUCUCUUGCUGCGGCAACCAGGGUGGGUGGAGGGAUAUGCAGAUGGGGAGGUGGGCUUCUGGCUUCAUAUACUUGCACUCCCACUUCGGAGGUGGGAGGCUGCAGGAGGAGGGAGGCGGUUAAUGCCCCUCCGAAGGGGUGCAGCCCCUCUGGGUGGCCGGGCCGCUGCAGCGCCUGUCUCCUCUCUCCACAGCAUCCCGCUUCAUGGCAUACCACAUGCCCCUCAAAAACUCGCAGGAGUACACAGCAGCCUUGAAGGCGGCCCGGGAACUGGCAGCCAACAUCACCGCUGCCAUGCGGCAGGUGCCAGGAACGGACCCCGACUUCACGGUCUUCCCAUACACGUAAGAUGUCGGGAGCGGCUGGGGAGGGACCGGAAAGGGCAUCUUGUCCUUUUUUGGGGGGAAACUGUCCCUAGUUUCCCUUCUCUUCACCCCUGGGGUCAGCGAGGCUCUGGGGAGAGCGUCAAAGUGGGUCUCUGUGCCUCGCUGGUGUUCCCACCGCCGUUGUGGUUUUUCUGCAGGAUCACCUAUGUCUUUUACGAGCAGUUCCUGAGCAUCGCUCUUGCGGGAGUCAUCAACCUGGCGGUCUGCUUGCUCCCCACCUUCCUGGUCUGCUGUGUCCUGCUGGGCAUGGACCUGCGCUCAGGACUCAUCAACCUGUUCACCAUCAUCAUGAUAUUGGUGGACACCCAGGGAGCCAUGACCCUGUGGGACAUUUCCUUCAAUGCCAUCUCCCUCAUUAACCUGGUGACGGUAAGCCAGCCCAUGUAAUGCAACAAAACCAAAACACCAAACCGGCUUGCAAAUAUAAAGGACAAUUCUACUUAGUUUUUAGAGGAGGGAAACAAGAAAAAAAAUAUUCUGAACGCGACACAGCAGCUUGAAGGGUAAUGGUGGGAAAACCUGCUGCUGCUUCUCUUCCCCCUCUCCAUUUCCUGAUUACAAUGAUUUCCUUUACCAAUUAAUCUAUGAACAUUGUAACCACUGGACAAAACACACCUGAUGCCCAGGUUGUUGUUCUUUAGUCGUUUAGUCGUGUCCGACUCUUCGUGACUCCCUGGACCAGAGCACGCCAGGCACUCCUGUCUUCCACUGCCUCCCGCAGUUCGGUCAAACUCAUGUUGGUAGCUUCAAGAACACUGUCCCAUCAUCUCGUCCUCUGUCGUCCCCUUCUCCUUGUGCCCUCCAUCUUUCCCAGCAUCAGGGUCUUUUCCAGGGAGUCUUCUCUUCUCAUGAGGUGGCCAAAGUAUUGGAGCCUCAGCUUCAGGAUCUGUCCUUCCAGUGAGCACUCAGGGCUGAUUUCCUUCAGAAUGGAGAGGUUUGAUCUUCUUGUAGUCCAUGGGACUCUCAAGAGUCUCCUCCAGCACCAGAAUUCAAAAGCAUCAAUCCUUCGGCGAACAGCCUUCUUUAUGGUCCAGCUCUCGCUUCCAUACCAGGUGCCCAGGUUAGGUUGGACCAUAUGUCUCCUUCAAUCGCAACAGAAGCAAGGUGCAUUUCCCUCCCCCCAAUUUUUUUUAAUUAGUUUUCCAAAUUUAUGACACAUAAAUCCACAAACAUGAAAAGAAAACAUUAAAAAAACAAACAAACAAACAUUUAUCCUAACUGUCAUAAUACCACUUUUGUUAACAUUGUUGGGUGAUUUCCUCGAAUCCCCUUGGCUGAGUUUCCAUAUAAAUCAUUGUAGCAGUUUUCCAAAACUAUUUUUACAUAGAAUUUACUUGGUUGAUUAACAUCUUUCUUUCUUUUCAUUUUAACAACAUAGUAUUCUACAACAUCACAUAUUUAAAUCCUAGGCCUAUCUGAUACAGUGGUACCUCAGGUUACAUACGCUUCAGGUUAUAGACUCCGCUAACCCAGAAAUAGUACCUCGGGUUAAGAACUUUGCUUCAGGAUGAGAACAGAAAUUGUGCUCCAGUGGCGCAGCGGCAGCGGGAGGCCCCAUUAGCUAAAGUGGUGCUUCAGGUUAAGAACAGUUUCAGGUUAACGGACCUCCAGAACGAAUUAAGUACUUAACCUGAGGUACCACUGUACUUGCAAGUAAUUCUAUUUAAGUUAUCUCAACAUAUUUAGCUAAAUAGAAUUUGAAUUUCUUCCAUUCCUCUUGGUACUCCUCCUCCUUCUGGUCGCGGACUCUUCCAGUCAGGUCGGCUAGCUCCCAAAAGUCCAUCAUCUUCAUCUGCCAUUCCUCCACUCUUGGUACUUCUUGUAAUUUCCAAUUUUUGACCAAAAAAAAUAUAGUUGCAGUUGUGGCAUACAAAAACAAUCUUUCUUGGGCAAUUCCAAACCUGUUAUUCCAAGCAGAAAGGCUUCUCGUUUCUUAAUAAAUGUGUAUUUCUGAGGAGAUUUCACCCCUCCCAUAUCCAAGAAUCUCCUGAGGAGUCUGCUGAUUCUCCAGAGAGGAGGAGGCGUGUUCUGCUCUCUACUUAUUCUGCUCCAGCACCAAAUCAGUAAGUCAGUCAGCGUCGGGGGGCGGGGGGAGAGAGAGAGAGACUGAGUGUUAGAGAUCGUGUGUAGAGAUAAGGUUGCUGCUAAGAGCAGCUGCAGACACUCAGUGCAGUGUAGCAUUCAUUUAUGCUUAGACCUAUUUAGCUCUGUAUAUAGUUGGAUAAUAGUUUAGAUAGAAUAAAGAAGAUAUUCUACAGAGCUGCUCUCCGAGUUUUUUAUAUAUUCUGCUAGAGUCUGUUGUACUCUGCUGUGCGACGACUGUCUUCUUGUGGAAGUGAAUCCGGUGCUCACAUCUCUAAGCUGUGAGUCCACAGCACUUUAACCUGUUCCUGUGCAGAAGGUGGUCUCUGGAAGUGCUACCCAGCUCGCCUAGCCCAGUCCGGGCUGAAGUGGAUGAGUCCAGUUGGUGGCACUGGCUCAAGGGCGAUGCUGACAAUUUCAACAUUUUUUCAAUUCAUUAUAAAUCUUUUCCCAGAAGUCUUUCACCUUGGGACAGGUGCACCACAUAUUUGCAAGGUGCUAUUUUUGUGCCCGUUGCUGAUCAGGUCGAAAUUGCCACACAUGGUACAAAAAAACAACUGGGGCUUUUUGGCCCAGGAAAUGCACCAGGUGGGCUUUGCAAUAAUAAUAAUAAUAAUAAUAAUAAAAUGAUUUAAUAAUAAUAAUCCUUCUGACAAAGGCUCUGUUCCUCCCGGCAGGCUGUGGGCAUUUCGGUGGAGUUUGUCUCCCACAUCACCCGCUCCUUCGCUAUCAGCACACAGCCCACCAAAGUGGAGAGAGCCAGAGAGGCCACAGUCAACAUGGGGAGUGCGGUGAGUCGUGGGGAGAGGGGCACAUGUGGGAGGUCUGUGGCUUCAUUUAGGAUGCUGCUUGGGUGCAUUGGGGCAGGGAAGAGAGACCAGGCUUUGGUCUUUCAAAUGUCCACGGUGACAUACCCCCCUCUUGCCUCUCCUCUUCCAUUCUGCUCAAUUCAUUGCAUCAGAAUUGUGGUGUCCUGCGGUGCCCCCUAGGCUUGGUGCCCAGUGUGGUGUAACUGGUCACAGUGCCCUAAAUCUGCCUCUGGAGAGGCCCUGCCCUCAUGGGGCCUUUGGAGCUGGUUCGUAGAAUCAGUGAAUUGUAGAGUGUGAUUUGAAUCCCAGCGACGGGGUGAGCUCCCGUUGCUGGGUCCCUGCUCCUGCCAACCUAGCAGUUCGAAAGCACAUCAAAGUGCAAGUAGAUAAAUAGGUACUGCUCUGACGGGAAGGCAAACGGCGUUUCUGUGUGCUGCUCUGGUUCGCCAGAAGCGGCUGAGUCAUGCUGGCCACAUGAUCCGGAAGCUGUACGCCAGCUCCCUCGGCCAGUAAAGCGAGAUGAGCACCGCAACCCCAGAGUCGUCCGCGACUGGACCUAAUGGUCAGGGGUCCCUUUACCUUUACCUAAGGGACCCCAAGUGUCAUCUCCCUGUAAUGCAGGUAAGGUAAAGGUAAAGGUAAAGGUAAAGGGACCCCUGACGAUUUGUUUUUGUUUUUUUGUUUUUUUUUUAAAAAUGAUAUUUAUUAAAGUUUCAAAGAAAAAAUUACAUAGAUUAAAAGAAAAGAAAAAGAAAAAGAAAUAAAAAAGAAAAAAUACAAAAUACAAAAAAGAUAAAAAAACACUUUAAAAAAACACAUCGAUCUUUCCAUAACUUACAUUUCAUUACCUUACUUCCCUGACUUCCUCACACCUCCCUUUUUUGUAUUCCCGUUCUAUUAGUUAAUUCAGCAAUUCCUUUCCCUCUUUGUUUUGUCUUAAUCCUUUAACUUAAUAUAUUAUAACUUUGAAUUCUCAUCUGUUAACAAUCCAUUUUUACAUACACCUUUAUAACAUUGCUGCUAAGACCACUUAAUUUCAUUCUGACCACUUAAUUUCAUUUGGUCCAGUCAUGCCAUUUACCUUCCCGCCGGAGCGGUACCUAUUUAUCUACUUGCACUUUGAUGUGCUUUCGAACUGCUAGGUUGGCAGGAGCAAGGACCAAGCAACGGGAGCUCACCCCGUCGUGGGGAUUCAAACCGCUGACCUUUUGAUUUGCAAGCCGUAGGCUCAGUGGUUUAGACCACAGCGCCACCUGCGUUGCAGGUAUCACAGCUAAAAAAUCUGAUGGAUGGCUGUCCAAACCUCUGCUCCCCCUCUCCAGAAUCAGUUGUGCUCUUCUCACCCCCCUGCCCCCCCAAUAAACACAUUGCUUUUGGUCAUCCGGAACCAGCUCCAAAUUGGCACGAGAGCUCCUCAGCCUCUCCCUCCACUUUCCAACUUCCUCUCUUGGGAGCUGUUUAUGCCCAGCUGGGCGUUGGGCUGUGUUGGUGAGGCUGCCAAGCCCAUAGCACUCCUCACCUGGCUGCAGAGGCAGUCCCCGCUGUAUGAGUCAGCUCUGCCCCUUCUCCUCCAUUUGGAGAUUUCUGGGUAUAACCAGCCUGUGAUGUCUGCUUGCUCUCCCUCCAGGUGUUUGCUGGCGUGGCCAUGACCAACCUCCCGGGCAUCGUGGUCCUGGCCUUUGCCAAAGCCCAGCUGAUCCAGAUCUUCUUCUUCCGCCUCAACCUCAUCAUCACGCUGCUGGGGAUGCUCCACGGACUCGUCUUCCUGCCUGUGGCCCUCAGUUAUUUCGGUGAGCCAGUUUGCCUUCCCAAGCCAGACCCCUACAAAGAGUGGCAAUUGCUGAGGCAGCCUGUAAAACAGAUCCCUGACCAUUAGGUCCAGUCGUGGCCGACUCUGGGGUUGUGGCGCUCAUCUCACUUUAUUGGCCGAGGGAGCUGGCGUACAGCUUCUGGGUCAUGUGGCCAGCAUGACUCAGCUGCUUCUGGCAAACCAGAGCAGCGCACAUAGGUACCGCUGGAGUGGUACCUAUUUAUCUACUUGCACUUUGACGCGCUUUCGAACUGCUAGGUUGGCAGGAGCAGGGACCGAGCAACGGGAGCUCACCCCGUCGCAGGGAUUCGAAGCGCCGACCUUCUGAUCGGCAAGUCCUAGGCUCUGUGGUUUAACCCACAGCGCCACCCGUGUCCCGAGACAGCCUGUAAUGAGGGGCAAAGAGGACAGGGACACAGGGGGAUGGAGGCACAGUUCAAGCUGCCUGCGACAGGGGAGGGAAGUGGUUGCCCACCAUUGCUCGUGGGGUGGGAGAGAACUGCUCUUUGCUUAAUGACUCUAAGGAAGUGCUCUGCAGAGGUAGUUUGCUUGCUGCAGGGGGUUCCUCUCUCCACGAGACCUCACUCUGGGUUCUCCUCCUGUCGAACGGGCCCAUCUCUUCCUCUCUUCUCCAGCGUUUCGGAAAGAUGCAAAUCCAUCGGAGCUUUCAUUCAUUCGCUUUUUUUUCCAUGUCACUUUCUCACACCCACACGAAAAGAUGCUCAGAGUGGCUUGCAGCAAAGAAAACAAUGCAUUUCAAAACCAAACUGUGCAAAAAGAAUUUCCUAAUAGCACAUCAAAACACAUGUAAGCUGUUUAAUCCAGUUUAAUCUUCAGUGCCGGCUUUAACUUGCUUAUUUAGAAUACACCCCACUUUUGAAGAGUUGGCAGCACUGCGCUGUACCAAGUGCCCACUCGCUCAGCACAGUGCCUGUCUGUCUGUACGUUUCCGAGCACAAUUCAAAGUGUUGGUGCUGACCUUUAAAGCCCUAAACGGCCUCGGCCCAGUAUACCUGAAGGAGCGUCUCCACCCCCAUUGUUCAGCCUGGACGCUGAGGUCCAGCGCCAAGGGCCUUCUGGUGGUUUCCUCCCUGCGAGAAGCAAAGCUACAGGGAACCAGGCAGAGGGCCUUCUCGGUAGUGGCGCCCGCCCUGUGGAACGCCCUCCCACCAGAUGUCAAAGAGAUAAACAACUACCUGACAUUUAGAAGACAUCUAAAGGCAGCCCUGUUCAGGGAAGUUUUUACUGUGUGACAUUUUAAUGUAUUUGUAAUCUUUGUUGGAAGCCACCCAGGGUGGCUGGGGAAACCCAGCCAGAUGGGCGGGGUACAAAUUAUUAUUAUUAUUAUUAUUAUUAUUAUUAUUAUUAUUAUUAAGCCCCCCCCCACGCCGUGCAGGACAGAGUUAAACUAUGGAACUUGCUCCUACAGGAGGCAGCAAUGGUUGUCCAACUUGAUGAUGGCCUCCCACUUAGAUCGCUUUAAAAGACAAGUUCACAGAGGAGAGGGCUAUCGAUGGCUCCUAGCCACGAUGGCUCUGCUCUGUCUCCGCGGUUGAAGGCAGCAAUGCUUCUGAAUCCCAGUUGCUGGAAACCACAAGAGGGAAGAGGUCUCUUGUGCUCAAAUCCUACUUGCUGGUCUCCCAAAAGAGGCAUCUGGGGCAGUCACAUAAGAGGCUAGAUGGGCCAUGAUCCAGCUGACUCUUCUUAUAUUCUUAUGAGCUCCCUCCUUCCCGGCAAUCAGACUACAGCUAUGAACAAAUCGUGGCGGUCAGCGCUUCUCUUCUGUGCAUGCUCCUUGACCGAGACAGCAACUGUCCUCCAGAAUGGCUGCUAUUAAGUACAGUGGUACCUCGGGUUACAUACGCUUGAGGUUACAGACUCCGCUAACCCAGAAAUAGUACCUCGGGUUAAGAACUUUGCUUCAGGACGAGAACAGAAAUCGUGCUCCAGCAGCACGGCGGCAGCAGGAGGCCCCAUUAGCUAAAGUGGUGCUUCAGGUUAAGAACAGUUUCAGGUUAAGAAUGGACCUCCGGAACGAAUUAAGUACUUAACCCGAGGUACCACUGUAGUGGGUUGACAAAGCAGACGACACAGAGAUUUCUCCAAGUGGUUCUUUAUAGUAAGCUGGAACUGAAUUGAACUGAACAGCUCAGCCGGCCUGCUUUUAUAGGCAGCCGGCUGUCAACAUUAUAACAACAACAUCCCGGGGUUUCCCGCUUAAAUUAACUGAUGUGGACCUGAGUGAAAACUAUACAGUCUUUUUUUUUUUUUUAAAUGAUAUUUAUUAAAGGUUCAAAGAAUACAAAAAUUACACAAAGACAAAAAAUAAAAAUACAAGAAAAUACAAAAUACAGAAAAAAGAAUAAAGUUUUUAAGAUAUAACAAAAAAAUGAAAAAUAAAAAGAAACAUACAAAAUAAAAACAGUUAAAAACACAGUUAAUUUUCCAAAGCAUAUCUUCCUUACACUUAUUUCCCCGGACCUCCUCGUACCUCCCUUUUUUGUAUUCCAGUUCAGUUUGUUAGUUCAGCAAAUCCUUACCAUUAAGCUUUUACCCAUUUGUAAACCUUUUUUCCCCCGUAUCUCUUAAAGCAUUACAGCUGGAAACCACUUAGUUUCUAUCCAACAUCCUUCUAAGAUUCCUUAAUUUUACAAUCUUUCUGUAAAUAGUCUUUAAAUUUCUUCCAGUCUUCUUUCACCGACUCUUCUCCCUGGUCUCGGAUUCUGCCAGUCAUUUCUGCCAAUUCCAUGUAGUCAAUCACCUUCAUCUGCCAUUCUUCCAGAGUGGGUAGAUCUUGUGUCUUCCUGAAAACUAUACAGUCAUAUCUCGGGUUGAAGUAGCUUCAGGAUGAGUAUUUUUGGGUUGUGCUCCGCAGCGACCCGGAAGUAACGGAGCGCGUUACUUCCAGGUUUCGCUGCUUGCGCAUGCGCAGACGCUCAAAAUGACGUCACGCGCAUGCGCGGUAGCGGCAAAAUGGGACCCGCGCGGACGCAGGUUGCGUUCGCUUCAGGAUGCGAACGGGGCUCCGGAACAGAUCCCGUUCACAUCCAGAGGUACCACUGUAUACACAAUACCCCAGGUGACCAGGGUAAGCACUUCAAUACAUAACACCUGCCAUGCGGUGGGGGUGCUUCAUGUGAGGUUAGGGAGCCUGGUGGUUGACUUUACCUCUUUCUCUCCCACCCCACUAGGGCCUGAUAGCAUCCACCUGAGUGUGCAGCAGAAGACAAAAAGCCUUGCUCUUGAAAGCAGCAACGGGAUCCAGAACCAAGCCUUUAGUGGCUGCAACGAGGCUCCAAAGGACAGACCCAAGCAGGAGGGAUCUGAAGGAGUGGGUGGUAGCUGCCCAGAAGGAGCGGGCAUCUAG